Messenger RNA from Physeter macrocephalus (sperm whale), 1255 nucleotides. RefSeq names its product intercellular adhesion molecule 4 (Landsteiner-Wiener blood group) (gene ICAM4). NCBI's taxonomy places the organism in Eukaryota, Metazoa, Chordata, Mammalia, Artiodactyla, Physeteridae. Gene Ontology annotation, biological process: cell-cell adhesion. The transcript has 3 exons. Gene Ontology annotation, molecular function: integrin binding. Bases 126 to 1130 code for a protein of 334 amino acids. Gene Ontology annotation, cellular component: plasma membrane. The record is from RefSeq and is a predicted model, not a curated record.
AGGCUGCCAGUUCAAGGCCCAGCCCUCAGGCUCUAAUCCAAAUCUGGGGUUUAUUAGGGCCUUUUGAGACUUUAGUGAAAAUUAAAGAUCCCUCUCCAGAAAAACACGCUGACACCUGGUUUAGAAUGGGGUGGAGAAUCCCAUUCUUAAGCUGUGGGAGUGGGCUGUAUACCGCAGGGCUCCGGGGCCCCCCGGAGCCUCUGUCUCUCUCUCCCCGGGGUGGGGCUGAGGAGGCGGUGCUGCGGGCCUCCUUAUCUCCAGAGCCAGCCUUGGCUCCCUGGCGCGGGGCCCCUCAGUCCGGGCUUUUUGCCAUGGGGUCUCUGCUCCUCCUCUUGUUGCUGCUUUUGCUGUCGCCCUCCUACCCGCGAGGCGGGAGCGCGCGGAGGCGCCGGGGUGCGCGGACGCAAGGCCCGGGAGGCCCCUCUCCCGCGCCCCCGGAGACCUCAGCACCCUUCUGGGUGCGCAUAAGCCCCGGGUUCAAGGCCGUGCCGCCGGGGGGCUCAGUGUGGCUCAACUGCAGCAGCAGCUGCCCCCUACCGGAGGGUUCCAGCCUCCGCACCGAGCUGCGGCGAGGCGACACGCUCAGUGGGCCCGGUUGGGUAUCCUACCAGCUGCUGGAUGUGAGGGCCUGGAGCUCCGAUGUGCACUGCUUCGUCACCUGCGCGGGAGAAACGCGGGGGGCCACCGCCAGGAUUACCGCCUACAAACAGCCAAGCAGCGUGAUCCUGGAGUCUCCGGUCUUAAUGGGCAGUGAGUACACUCUGCGCUGCCAUGUGACGCACGUGUUCCCCGUGGGCUUCCUGGUGGUGGCUCUGAGGCGCGGUGGCCGGGUCAUCUACUCCGAGAGCCUGGAGCGCUUCACCGGCCGGGAUCUGGCCAACGUGACGCUGACUUACGCGUUACGCGCCAGGCCCGGUGACUUCGGGCAGCCCGUUACCUGCCACGCCCGACUCAAUCUCGAUGGCCUGGUGGUCCUCAGUAGCUCGGCACCCGUGACGCUGCCAGUCCUCGCUUGGAGCCCUGCGUCCAAAGCCCUGGCCUCCACCUCCAUCGCAGCCCUUGUGGGGAUCCUUCUUGUAGUGGGGGCCCUCUGCCUGAGAAAGUACCUAUCGAUGAAGUCUCGGUCAUAGAGGCAGUGGUCCAUGCUGGCUGAGUUGGAGGAAAAAGGAAUCUGGAACAUUUGGGGGAACCUUGCCUGGAUCAAUAAAGCCUUCCUCAGCCAGCUUCUGCCCCUGGGCAUAAAGGUCCCCCAUUA